Molecule: messenger RNA, 1509 nt
Organism: Eubalaena glacialis (North Atlantic right whale)
Lineage: Eukaryota; Metazoa; Chordata; Mammalia; Artiodactyla; Balaenidae
Product: nuclear RNA export factor 2-like
Exons: 18
Coding region: 1-1509 (502 amino acids)
Biological process (GO): poly(A)+ mRNA export from nucleus
Cellular component (GO): nucleus; cytoplasm
Molecular function (GO): protein binding; RNA binding
Source: RefSeq, a predicted model, not a curated record
AUGCAUAUGACUGUGUGGAGAAACAGAAAACCUCUGGAGAGAGAAAUGCAAGAGAACACACAAGAUGGAACCCCAGGGAGCUGGUUCAGGGUCACCAUUCCUUAUGGGGUAAAGUAUGACAGGACAUGGCUAAUGAACUCAAUCCAGCGCCAUUGCAGUGUCCCCUUCACUCCAGUGGACUUCCACUUUGUGAAAAAUGGGGCUCGGUUCUUUGUCCAGGAAGCUAGCACUGCCUCUGCAUUGAUGGAUGUCAGCUACAAGAUUUGUGACGAGGAGAGCCGAAAGAUACCUGUCUUUGUCAGCCCCUCUGAUGUUCCCUACUCUGUGCGGUAUAAGUUGAAGCCAGAAGAAAUGGAGCAGCUAAAGCUGACCUUGAUGAAACGAUUUAAUAUCUACAAGCAAGCUCUUGACCUCCAGAGGCUCUGCGUUGACCCAGACUUGGUGGGCCAUGAUAUUGAUAUAAUUCUGAAUCGAAGAAGCUGCAUGUCCGCCACCCUGCAAACCAUCGAAAAGAAUUUCCCUGAGCUGUUGUCCUUGAACUUGAGCAGCAACAAACUGUACCAGCUGGAUGGCCUGUCUGACAUUAUACAGAUGGCCCCCACGGUCAAGAUCCUGAACCUCUCCAAAAAUGAGCUGAAGUCUGUGUGGGAGUUGAGCAAGAUGCAAGGGCUGAAGCUUGAAGAGCUGUGGCUGCAAGGGAACCCAUUGUGUGGCACCUUCCCAGACUGGUCCACCUAUGUAAGGGCCAUCAGAGAUCGUUUCCCGAAGUUAUUACGCCUAGAUGGCCAAGAGUUACCGUCACCAGUUACCGUUGACGUUGACACUCCCUAUGUAGUAAAGCCCUGCAAGGGCAGCUACUUUGGAUCUGAUGAGCUGAAGAGCCUAGUCCUGCAAUUCCUGCAGCAGUACUACUCGAUCCAUGACUGUGGAGACCGACAGGGUCUCGUGGGUGCUUAUCAUGAGGAGGCCUGCUUCUCCCUGACCAUUCCCUUCCACCCCGAGGAUCCAGCCCCAAGCAGCUUGUGCGAGUACUUCAAGGACAGCAGGAAUAUGAAGAAGCUCAAGGACCCCCACCUGCGGGUCCAGCUGCUGAAGCACAAAAAACAUGACAUUGUGCACACACUCUGUGUGUUGCCCAAGACUCAACAUGACUUCAGCUCCUUCGUGGUGGACACGUGGUCCCAGACGGAAAGGAUGCUCUGCUUCUCUGUCAAUGGGGUGUUCAAGGAAGUGGAAGGAAGUUCUCAGGGCUGUGUGCGUGCCUUCACCCGGACCUUCAUCGCUACCCCUGCCAGCUACUCCAGUCUUUUCAUCUUGAAUGACGAGCUGUUUGUAUGGGAUGUCAGCCCUAAAAAGACCCAGAGUACAUUUUCCAUCCCAGUACCCACACCCUCCACCAGCUCCAUGCCCAGUUUCUACUGGGAGCAGCAGCAAAUUGUACAAGCUUUCUCCACUCAGUCUGGGAUGAACCUCCAGUGGUCUCAAAAGUACCUUCAGGACAACGAAUAA